Centropristis striata (black sea bass) is the source of this 888-nucleotide messenger RNA. Its product is annotated as insulin-like growth factor-binding protein 3. Lineage: Eukaryota; Metazoa; Chordata; Actinopteri; Perciformes; Serranidae. The record is from RefSeq and is a predicted model, not a curated record. Gene Ontology annotation, biological process: regulation of insulin-like growth factor receptor signaling pathway. Gene Ontology annotation, molecular function: fibronectin binding; insulin-like growth factor I binding; insulin-like growth factor II binding. The transcript is spliced from 4 exons. Bases 1 to 888 code for a protein of 295 amino acids. Gene Ontology annotation, cellular component: extracellular region.
AUGCUCUCAGACGCCACAAUGGAUUCCUGUUUUCGCGCACUUUGCAUGACUUUUGUUCUGGCAUCGUUCACCCGGAGGUCAGGUGCGGUCGGACCGGUUAUCAGAUGCGAGCCAUGUGAUGUUGGAGCGCGGCUUUUAUGCAAACCUUUACCCAAAGACUGCGCCGAGAAAGUCCGCGAACCGGGCUGCGGCUGCUGCAUGACUUGUGCGCUGAGCUUCGGCCAGCCGUGCGGCGUGUACACCGGGAGAUGUGGCUCCGGACUGACUUGUCAGCAUCAGCCCGGUGAGACGAAACCUCUGCAGGCUCUGCUGGAGGGACGGGGGAUCUGUGCAAACGCUACUAAUAAACGACUUACUGCCAGACCAACACCUCCAGUCAAUGAACUGCCAGCAGAUAAUAUUGAGACUCAGGAUGAGGAAAGGAAUUCCACCGGCUCAGGACUUCAGACCUCGUACAGCACCCACAGACCGUUGGGACCCCUGAGACCUCCACUUCACCCCUUCAUCCCUUCUGCCAAGUCAGACGUCCUCAGACGGGAGCAGCAGAAGAGAACCCAGAGGUUUAAAAUGGAGGAGCUCCCGGGACCACUCAUCACAGACCAACAAAACUUCUCUCUGGAGACCAAACAGGAGCCCGAGUAUGGUCCUUGUCGGAGAGAGAUUGAGAGCAUUCUCAGCAGCCUCAAGAUUACAGACAUUCUCAACCCCAGAGGUUUCCGCAUACCAAACUGUGACAAGAAGGGCUUCUAUAAGAAAAAACAGUGCCGUCCAUCCAAAGGCAGAAAGCGAGGCUUCUGUUGGUGUGUGGACAAAUACGGGCAGCCUUUGCCAGGUUUUGAUGGGAAGGAGCGAGGAGACGCCCAGUACUACAACUCCGAGAGCCAAUAG